Pimephales promelas (fathead minnow) is the source of this 3282-nucleotide messenger RNA. The record is from RefSeq and is a predicted model, not a curated record. NCBI's taxonomy places the organism in Eukaryota, Metazoa, Chordata, Actinopteri, Cypriniformes, Leuciscidae.
UGCAUUUUUUAAAAGCUUUUUUUCAAUCAAACUGCUCAGUUUUACAGCUGCAAGGACAGAACGGAACGACUUUAAGAGUUUCUGAGCACAAACUUGGACUGUGAAUUGAAGAUGUCACAGACAUAUAGACUCGGCUCCUCGGUGAAGGUGGAACAGCUGCAAGAAGAACUAUCCGCUCAGAUUCAGGCUCUGAGGACUGAGAUCGAGGACAAUGAGAUGUUACAAAAUAUAUCCUCAAAACCAUACAGCUCUGUCCAUAUUCCAAAAGAUGCGUCUUACUUUCGUAUGGAGAGGCAGCAGGUGCUCCUUAAAGCUCUGCAAGUUUCGUCCACAAAGCCUGUUGUGUCACAAGCAGAAGUGGCUGAGAGAGAGAUGGAGAGCUGUCUGACACAAGAGCACUCACCUGACGGUCUGCCCUUACUGCUGCAUCAGUUUUACACAGAUCAAACGUACAAACUGACACGGUGCAAAUACCAGCUGAUGCUGAGAUGGAGGAGAUUCGGUCGCCAUUCCACUGUCUUGGAGAAACUAUAUCCUCAAUAUAAAAAACAGAUCACACAUUUAAGCAAUGAAUUUGAGGAUUCUGUGCAGCGGGCACGUCGUCUUGCCGUGUCCAGAGAGAAGGUCCUGGCAGGUGUGGAGAGCCCCGUCGAUGUGCUCACACAGGAAGAUGUCACCAUUUACCUCCAGUGGCUUAUUUGCCAUCUGCACUCCAUCAAAAGCAUCUUCAACUUUCUGCAUGUCCUUCAUUAUCUCCCUUCGACAGAGUGGAAUGAGGAUCAGAUGUCCAACAACGCUGUAGAUUUGACAUCCCCUGUAUAUUUUGCUGGGGUAUUUGUAUCAAUGUCAGAAGUUCCCUUGCACUCGACCGAUAUAGAGGAUUUUAAAGCGCAAAUGGACUUCCUCCUGUCACAUUACAACAUCCAAUAUGAUAUUAGCACCAUCAAGACAGCUGGAGAUGAAAUGGAGCUUUUUAGUCUGGUUAGUUACCUGUUUCAGACUGUUUUUAAAAAUCAGGAGGAGAUGAGGACCUUCUUGCAGUACGACAGCACUGAAGCGGCAGACAGGAAGUUUGGGAGAAAGAGUCCGAACAUGGCGCUCAGAAAAGAGUCCAACUGGAUUCCUCAUAUACAGAUGAAACCAAAGCGAGAUCCUUGGCAACAAAAACAAAUAGCCAAACUCAGAUCGCUCAGAUCAAUGGAUGAACUUCUCCAGAUUCACAGCAAGUUCUUGGAGGAGUCAGAUCUUCAUAAAGUGACUGAUGCUUUGAAGGAUUACACUGCAUCUGUCCGUCAGCCAGAAAACCCCUCAAAGUCUCCAUCCAUCAGCACCGAAACUCUCAAAGAAGCUUCUGCGAUAUGGAAAAGCAUUUAUAACACAACAAACAGGCCUCAGGUGGCCACUGGACAGGUUUCUCAUUUAUCUAAAUAUGCAGAUCAGAAAUGCUCUGAGAAAAAGAAUAAAGGUCAAAGCAGCAGUGCUUUUCAGCAUGAGAAGUGUGAAGACACUGAAGAAGUUGCCAAGGAGCCUGUUACAGUCAGAGGAGCAUAUGACUCUUUAAUCUACCUGAGACACCUCAGGAUCAGAGAACUCAAGCGCACUUGUUUGAGCAUGCUGAACUACCUGCGGUCAGUGGAAAGGACUCUGGCGAUGGACGCCGCGGGUCUGGAGUUGGUCGGAGGAGAUCUGGUGAGAAGUAUGGAGGAGACGGGCUGGAUGAGUGCUGCUAAAAGACGCGAUGGCUCUACUGGAGCUCUUGGGUCAAAUCACUUCAUCUACAACAGUCCGGUUGAUCAUAAGGUUCACUUUGCCGAGUUUAUGGAGUUUGCUGAGGUGGAAAACCUCCAUGAUUACUACAGCACAGAUGGGAGCUGCAUCCACACGCAGGACCAGCGGGGUCUCUACAUCAUCUAUGACGUGGCCCUGGUGGACCUGCAAGAGUUGGAGCAACAUCUGCUGCUCACUGCGUCUCAUUUCAUACAGAGGAGCAGAGAAUCGCAUGCGUCUGAUGGAUCUGGAGGAGACCUUCACUCUCUGGCUAGAAUGGAUGUGGAUCGGUUGGCUGUACUUUUAGACAUAUGGACAUGUGAAACAGAAUUUCUGGAGCACAAAAUACAGCUCUUGAAUUGCUAUUUGGAGGCGUAUCAGCAUGUCACAGAUCCAGAGGAGCAGUUCAGAUUGGCUCAGGUCAUCACAGAUGUCAUGCACAGAAGGCCACAGAUUGAUUUUACUGCUGGAUAUUUUGUUCAAGCUUACAGGGACACGAUCGUCUGCCUCCACAGCCACCAACAGCUUAUCAAACUAGUGCUGAACAACCAUAUUGAUGAGCAGCGGCAGUACCUGGAGAGAAUAUGGAGGGAGGGACAGAAAGGUUGUCCUAGUGAAUACGGCCUGCCACCAAACUGCAUCCCUAAACAUUUGGUAUCAGUCGGUGGAAGCAGGCCUUCUUUGAAGAGUGUGUAUUUUUUAGAGAUACACCCCUCUUUGUGUUUGGCGUCUCGGCUGUACGAGGAUCUUGAACGGUCCUGUACUGAACUAUUUGAGCUGCACAGAGCCAAAACACCAUCUCAGAGAGUCAACCUUGAGCACAGGCUCUUGAAAACGGCCCUGCAUCGUUGGCACACGCUUGCAGCUCCUGGCACCACCUACAGUUCUCAGAUCCAGAGAGACUUGUUCUCAGAUGGGUUCGUGGAAGAUCCUGUUCUGGUCAGAGAGCUGGGAAUGUCUGUUGUGAGAUCUGCCGAGGAACAGGAGAGGAAACAAGGCAAAGACAGACAGUUGUUCAUGCUGAAGAUGUUCUGCACAUUGUUAGAGCUCGUCACACUCCGUCACCGCAUCAUUGAAUCCGCUUCAGAAACUGAACAUCUGUCCCAAUUAUAUAAAUCAGUGGCCAGAGUGAUGGGCUUUGACGAUGUUCAUUUGUACAUGCGGCCGGUGCAGUUUGAGGUUGCUGUGAGGAAAGAGACUACAAAACAACUUCCCGUCUUCAUCACCACCCUUCAGGACGACAAACAGAAUGCGGACAGGUUUGUCCCAAACUGCCUGCCUCUGUGUGUUCAGGAACUUGAUGAGAGUGAUAUUGGCAAAUUUAGCUUUCAAUCUAACGAAGCAGUUCUACAGCUCAUGAAUCAGUCCAGCUUGGAGAACCUGCAUGUGGUUCUGGUGUGUCAGGUGGUUCAGAAGAAUGCUCUGAUUGGAGCGCUUAAACAAGCGUCCUUGUGCUAUAGGAUAGAGAAGCUGGAUCAGUCCUCGGAUACAGACCUGCCACUGCAGCAUGAGGGA